GGGCGCUGGGAGUCCAGGAAGGCCUCUUGCUUGAACCCCUUUGAUGUGCCCCGGGAGAAGUAGUUGGGGGGCGCGAGUCCAGCCUUGGCCUCUGGCUGGCAAGCCUUUGUUUUCCCCGGAGGGACCCCUUCUCCGCAUUCACGCGCACAUCCUCAGAGGUACAUGGGAAAGGUCCUGCCUCAUCCGCCAGCCAGCCUUGUAGCGCUUGCUUCUCGAGACCAGCCACAGAGCCGCGGGUGGAAGGAAGACCGAGGUUGGUCGUGGUCUGCUCUUGUGUUUGUUCACGGAUCCUAAGCUCUGGAGGGUGCUUCCUUAGUAGUUGCGUAUACCCGUGUUUUCCCGCUCUCAGUUAAGGAACCAAGAUUUUCUUCGCUCGAGCCCUUUGAGUUUGGGGCUGAUACGCAACAGAGCAAAGUGGCCCCCAGUUGUGCAGCUGCUCGUCCGGUCCUAACGCUGCGGGGGGAGCAGAUUUCACAGCCUGAGGUUUUCCUGGAUGUGGUAGAACGACUCACAGUCAUCAUUGCUGCCAACGGCACUCCCAUGAAAACUGACAUCCAAGGAGAAAUCCGGCUCAAGAGCUUCUUUCCUGGUUGCUCUGAGAUGCGGAUUGGCCUCGUGGAGGAGUUCUGCGUGGGCAAGACAGAGCUUCGAGGUUAUGGCACGGCUGUCCGCGUGGAUGAGUGUUCUUUCCACAGUUCUGUUAAACUAGAUGAAUUUGAGUGCAGUCGCAUCCUCCGUGUCAGCCCCAGCCAAGGGGAGCUGACUUUGAUGCAGUAUCAGUUGGCUGAUGACAUCCCCGCAGCCCUGCCUUUCCAUCUGUUUCCCACCAUCAGGCAUGAUUCCUGUGGCCGGGUGCAAGUUUAUCUCAAGCUUCGUUGUGACUUACUUCCCAAAAGCCAUGCUGUCCACAUUCACAUCCACCUCCCUGUGCCCAAAACCACACUGAGCUUUUCUCAGGAGUUGAGCAGCCCUGAACAGACAGCCAUCUUGCAGCCCACCACCAAGUCUAUUGAGUGGAUUGUCCCCCGAAUCCAAGGUGGCACCCAACUUUCUGCCAUGUUUAAGCUGGAGGUUCCAGGGCUAACCCAGGCAGGACUACGUGAGCUUGGUCCCGUCAACCUAUCUUUUGAGAUGCCAGCCCACACCUGUUCUGGGCUACAAAUCCGCUUCCUGCGUUUCACAGGACCACAACCUACUCUUCCUCAUCGCUGGGUGAGGUAUGUGACCCACAGCGAGUCCUAUGUGGUCCGACUCAAUGCAGGAUAGGCUACUUCCUUGUUAUUCUAAAUUAAACAGCUUUAUUUUUUAACCAGUAAGUAAACAGCCAAAGCCACAAAAUUGGAUAACUGGGGAACAUCCUGCAUGAACCCCAUUAAACAGGAGCGCAGACCAAGCAAGAAAACAAAUUCUAUGCAGCAGAAAACAUUCCUGAAAAAACAAGGCACAGAAUGAAGAUACUCAGCAGGGAAUCUGAGUCUAAAACUUUCUUCUGUUGGAACUGGCAGCCCCAUGGUGGGUGUAAGGAAGACCUCUGUGAGAUACCACCACGAGCGAAGAACUUCAGGAAACCUGCAGCAAGGGGGGGGGGGGGGG
Python bivittatus (Burmese python) is the source of this 1593-nucleotide messenger RNA. The record is from RefSeq and is a predicted model, not a curated record. NCBI's taxonomy places the organism in Eukaryota, Metazoa, Chordata, Lepidosauria, Squamata, Pythonidae.